AUGGACGAGCCAACGCAUGUGAUCGACCCCGAUGGUGAGGUCAUUAUCGUCUUGAAAGACGCGAAUUCGCCAUUCGCAGUUUGGCCGGAGGAGAAGACUGAAGAUGAAAAGAGCAAGAUUCUCAGAGUGCCGAAUGAAGAUACCACGCCGCAGUCCGAGACGGAAGAGGAAGAGACGGAAGAAAACUGCUUCCGUAUCAGGGUAUCCGCCAAACAUCUCACACUCGUAUCGCCCGUGUUCAAAAGCCUCCUUGUGGGCGGCUGGAAGGAGAGCAGCACAUUCAUUCAUACAGGAUCCACCGAGCUCACUGUGUCGGGCUGGGACCUCGAGGCUUUCUUGGUUGUUAUGCGAAUGAUACACAACCAGCAUACGAAGAUACCGCGCAAGGUCAGCCUUGAACUGUUUGCCAAGAUAAUUGUUAUUGUGGACUACUAUAAGUGCAAAGAUGCGAUUGGAUUCUUUGCGGAUGUGUGGCUUGAUGAUCUGGAUGGCAAUUCGGAACUGCGGAAUAAGAUUGCUUGCACCUUCUCGCGAGAUUUGAUGCUUUGGUUGUGGAUAUCGUGGAUUUUCCAGCGCUCUGAUCAGUUCAAAAUAUCCACUGCUAUUGCUAUUAAAUAUAUCAAAGCGCAGAUAUCGAGUCUGGGUCUUCCUCUCCCGGCAAGACUGAUUGACCAAUUGAACCACGAAAGAGAAAAGGGCAUCGAAUCUGUCAUGGCUGCACUAGAAAAGCAAAGAAGUUUCCUUCUUAGUGAAAACUGGCCAUGCGGUUAUGCGUUCCAGUGUACGUCAAUGAUGCUAGGUGGACUUGAGAAAUACAUGUUCACCAACGGCCUAUUCCCCGCGCCGACGGCUCCUUUCGACGGCUUUGGGUAUCAAGAUCUUGUUGACAAGAUUCGGAACUUUGAGCCACCAACAUGGUAUCACUCUUCAAAUACAUAUGGAUCGCAUUUAUGCAGCGGUUCGAAGCAGGGAUAUCAGCAACUGAAGCUGACGACGGAGUCGACUGUGGGGUUGAAUUUUCUUUAUUCAUACUACUAA
This is a messenger RNA of Talaromyces amestolkiae, 1038 nucleotides long. RefSeq lists its product as uncharacterized. NCBI's taxonomy places the organism in Eukaryota, Fungi, Ascomycota, Eurotiomycetes, Eurotiales, Trichocomaceae. The coding region runs from base 1 to 1038 and encodes 345 amino acids. The transcript has 3 exons. The record is from RefSeq and is a predicted model, not a curated record.